GUCUGUGUCAGCGCUGACUUCGUUUGUCAUACGAUACCUCCGCUCGCCAUGCGCCUCCCGUCCGUCCGCUUCUUGCCAUCGAGUACGGCGCCGGCGGUGGUGGCCGCGAACGCGCGCAUAGCCUGGCUGGUGCGCGCGGGGAACAUAGAGGGAGCCCGCGCGGCCUUCGAUGCCAUGCCACUCCGCACCACCGCCUCCUACAACGCCCUCAUCGCCGGCUACUUUCGUAACCACCUCCCGGACGCCGCCCUCGGCCUAUUCCACCGCAUGCCCUCCCGCGACCUCGGCUCCUACAAUGCCCUUAUCGCCGGCCUCUCCCUCCGCCGUCACACCCUUCCCGAUGCCGCCGCCGCGCUCGCCUCCAUCCCCUUACCCCCUUCGGUCGUCUCCUUCACCUCCCUCCUGCGCGGGUACGUGCGCCACGGCUUGCUGGCCGACGCCAUCCGCCUGUUCCACCAGAUGCCCGAGCGCAACCACGUCACAUACACGGUGCUGCUUGGUGGUUUUCUAGAUGCCGGCCGUGUCAACGAGGCCCGAAAGUUGUUCGAUGAAAUGCCUGACAAGGAUGUUGUUGCGCGAACUGCCAUGCUAUCCGGGUACUGCCAGGCUGGACGGAUCACCGAGGCGCGUGCUCUGUUUGAUGAAAUGCCAAAGAGAAAUGUUGUGUCAUGGACUGCCAUGAUAUCUGGAUACGCUCAAAACGGGAAGGUUAUCCUUGCACGGAAGCUUUUUGAGGUGAUGCCUGAUCGCAAUGAGGUGUCAUGGACUGCAAUGUUAGUCGGGUACAUACAGGCUGGCCAUGUCGAGGAUGCUGAGGAUCUGUUUAAUGCAAUGCCAGAUCACCCUGUGGCAGCCUGCAAUGCGAUGAUGGUUGGGUUUGGGCAGCAUGGGAUGGUCGAUGCUGCCAAGGCAAUGUUUGAGAGAAUGUGUGCGAGGGAUGAUGGUACAUGGAGUGCAAUGAUUAAAGUGUAUGAGCAGAACGAAUUCUUGAUGGAGGCACUGUCUACGUUCCGUGAGAUGUUGUGCCGAGGUAUCCGUCCAAAUUACACAUCAUUCAUUAGCAUCCUUACGGUGUGUGCGGCACUAGCUACUGCCGAUUAUGGGAGGGAGUUACAUGCUGCAAUGCUGAGAUGCUCCUUUGACACGGAUGUCUUUGCCGUGUCAGCAUUAAUUACCAUGUACAUAAAAUGUGGAAAUUUGGAUAAGGCCAAGAGGGUCUUCAAUAUGUUUGAGCCCAAAGAUGUCGUGAUGUGGAACUCCAUGAUCACUGGUUAUGCUCAGCAUGGGUUGGGGGAGGAAGCACUCGGCAUAUUUGAUGACCUGAGGUUGGCGAGAAUGGCACCUGAUGGAAUUACGUAUAUAGGGGUCCUCACGGCCUGUAGCUAUACAGGAAAAGUUAAAGAAGGCAGGGAGAUCUUUAAUUCUAUGGGUAUGAAUUCUUCCAUCCGACUAGGAGCUGCACAUUAUUCUUGUAUGGUCGAUUUGCUUGGUCGAGCUGGUCUUGUAGACGAAGCAUUAGAUUUGAUAAACAACAUGCCAGUUGAACCAGAUGCUAUUAUCUGGGGAGCUCUGAUGGGUGCCUGCAGGAUGCACAAGAAUGCUGAGAUUGCUGAGGUUGCUGCUAAGAAGCUGUUGGAACUAGAACCUGGUAGUGCCGGACCAUAUGUCUUGCUCUCUCACAUUUAUACAUCCACCGGGAGGUGGGAAGAUGCUUCUGAUAUGCGGAAGUUCAUUAGUUCAAGGAAUUUGAACAAAUCACCAGGCUGUAGUUGGAUAGAAUAUAACAAGAUGGUGCAUCUGUUCACAUCUGGUGAUGUAUUAUCACAUCCAGAGCAUGCUAUUAUCCUUAAUAUGUUGGAGGAGCUAGAUGGAUUAUUAAUGGAAUCUGGUUACUCAGCUGAUGGAAGCUUCGUGCUUCAUGAUGUAGACGAGGAGCAAAAAGCUCAGAGCUUACGGUACCAUAGUGAGCGGCAGGCUGUGGCAUAUGGACUCUUGAAAGUACCAGCAGGAAUGCCUAUUCGUGUCAUGAAGAACCUUAGAGUGUGUGGUGAUUGCCAUUCUGCUAUAAAGUUAAUCACGAAGAUAACUUCUCGGGAAAUCAUACUGAGGGAUGCUAAUAGAUUCCAUCAUUUCAAAGAUGGGUUGUGCUCUUGCAGGGACUAUUGGUGAGGUGAAUGGCCAGGUUGGUUCCUUGGUUUGCAUCAUCUCAAGUUCUCAACCUUCCAUUUGGGAACAUAUUCAGAAAUCAGGUUUCAUCUGAACAUGAAGUUCAUCAUCCAUUAUGAGAAAACUGCAUAUGGCAAGCUUGUUCCCUCGAUAUAUUUGCAAACCAUUGAUGGUGUCAUGCAAAUUGCUGCUCUAAGCCACAUCGCAUCUUAGAGGGAAUCACUGGAUUUACAACAGGAGCAUUUUAUUCUUUGAAUGGUUACAAACCCCAGAAGAAAGUUUGACGUGAAAAUAUAAUAUCCACUACGAUGCUCGAAAGCGCAGCUGUGGGAUACUAAUAGUUCAUUCAGCAUUUUGAGCUUAAGGUGAUAAAUUUGGCAGACACGAAAUAUCAAGACAGUCAUGGCAUGACAAAACACAUGAAUGUGCCUGCAGUGGUUAGUAAAGUGCACGCCAUGCAGAUUGUUUGUAUGAGUUGUGGAUAUUUGAUUGUCAAAGAUGGCCGUUAGAUUUGAUUGGUUAUCCCUUAUCAGCUUUCAGUAAUUUACUUGGCCAACGGAAGGAUAGAUCAUCAAGACUAAACGUGGCUGCCUAACUGCCUUCCAUGCUGCAAGAGUUGAAGCAAUGAAUCAGCUCCAGAAGAAAAUACUUCCGCUGCUGUUGUUGAUUGCACUGACCAUUUCUUACUGCGAUGCGGCAGCUCUGUGGGCUGUGGCUGCACGCCACCCACGCCGACGCCGGCCGCGGCCUCACCAACCAUGAACCGCUGCACCGCAUGGCAGCGCGCAGCCAGGCCCGUGCCAUGCACCUGCUUUCUUUUCUCUUUUUUUAUGCCAAACGACGUCAUCUCUGACACGGAGUACCUGGCUGCGCCGUGCACCUGGCCAUCGGCACAGCCUGUGCAGCUCAUCCUGGACACGGGGAGCAACCUGGUCUGGACGCAGCGCCCGCCGUGUCAUGCCUGCUGCGACCAAGCACUCCUCUAUUCGAGGAGCGACGCAGGGGUUUCGGCUUCUCCUGAUAAUCAGAUGAGCCAGGCUUGCUUCUUAAAUGAAAUGCAGAGGAUUUAAACAAUGAAGCUCACUCCCAGAGUGUAUCGCAUUAGGUUGUGAUGUCAUCUUGCGUGAAUUGGCUUCUUUGGAGCCCAAUCGCAUCUUCAAUCUCCUAGCAACUCUUAACCGGCAAUAUCGCCGAAUCUCCAUGGUAAAUAUCUGUUGCUUGUAUUCUGGACUGCUCUUUCUUCUCUCUUUUUUACCGCGCAGUUGGAUGCAAAGCAGCGCAUCGCAUCGACCGCCUACAGGGAUGCCUCUGGCCAGCUCGUCCAACAGAUUAAGAAGGGGAAAUGAAAGGAACAGCGCCCAGAGCUCGGAGAAGAGGUGGCGACAAACGCAUGGGAGGAAGGUGACCACAACAUGGUUGUCCGAUACAAUUUAUCAAAAAGCUAGAUAUAGGUGUGAUACAACCUCGAAGGGCCUGAAUCAACAUUGCUUCAAAGCAGGAAGAACUUUUUUCUUCAUUACUUAUUCAAGUUUAUCGAACAGUUUUGCUACAGAUGAGGAGCUGUACAUAAUGUCACAUAUAUUGAGCAGCUGCUGCCAAGUAUCCCCUCACCAGUCA
This is a messenger RNA of Brachypodium distachyon (stiff brome), 3783 nucleotides long. RefSeq names its product pentatricopeptide repeat-containing protein At1g56690, mitochondrial. Gene Ontology annotation, molecular function: RNA binding; zinc ion binding; protein binding. The transcript is spliced from 5 exons. NCBI's taxonomy places the organism in Eukaryota, Viridiplantae, Streptophyta, Magnoliopsida, Poales, Poaceae. The coding region runs from base 49 to 2169 and encodes 706 amino acids. Gene Ontology annotation, biological process: RNA modification. The record is from RefSeq and is a predicted model, not a curated record.